Messenger RNA from Malassezia restricta, 1689 nucleotides. RefSeq names its product N-glycosylation protein. The record is from RefSeq and is a predicted model, not a curated record. NCBI's taxonomy places the organism in Eukaryota, Fungi, Basidiomycota, Malasseziomycetes, Malasseziales, Malasseziaceae. Bases 1 to 1689 code for a protein of 562 amino acids. The transcript has a single exon. Gene Ontology annotation, biological process: protein N-linked glycosylation; cellular response to oxidative stress. Gene Ontology annotation, cellular component: endoplasmic reticulum membrane.
AUGGGACGUCUGGAUGUGGAUGUCUCCUUGCGCAGGGCGGAGUCAUUCGACGUACAUGAUCAGACCGGCACAUGUGCUCUCGCGACGUCACACGUAGCGCGGCGUGAGUCAGGUACUUCGGCAUGUCGUGCGCGCCGGAUGGCUCCGUGCGCGGAAGAAGCGAGCUGGUCUCGUGAUGCUCUGUCAAUGAGCGCGCCUUCCCACGUAUCGACUCAGCUACCUGAUGCAUUGGCUAUGAAUGCACUUGACUGUCCACCGCCCUACUCUAUGGUGGCACAAGAAUCUACUCAUUUUCAUACAUUAACGUCACGAGAGCCAUUGGUACGCUCGUCUUCCGAGCCCGAGUUUUCCCAUAUCGACACGGAUGCCGCAUCAGUAUCCUCGGGCGAUCUGCUUCUUUCGGAUGAGGACGAGGAAUGCUUAUAUCAUCGUCGCCGUAGGCGUACAUUCUCUCAACAGACGCUUCACCAGCAUGAUAUGAAUCGUAUGAAAUACAGGAACACAAAAUCUCAGCCAUCUUUCGUGGCAGCAGCAGCAUCGUCCUCGGCCCACGGGGCACGCGAAAGUCUGUCAAGACACUAUCGAGGGAUUCUCUCUAUGGUCCCAUCGUUCCUCGCUUCCGACUCACCAAUGUCUUCUGUGCCGCGUCCAACAGAGCAGGUUGAGCCUCUUGAGCCAUUGCCUCUUGGCUUCGAGCUGUUGCUGCACUCUUUGCGCCUAUUUGCAGUGGUACCUGGGUUGGUCGGUACCGUGUCCCUGCUACAACACUCAUACCAGCAAGCCCUUAACUACCGAUGGCUGCGCACCAAUUUCAUGUCGCUAACACCGAGUGCGAUUGAAUACUUUUUCUGCUCGCUCUGGAGUAUAUGCACAGCCUUUCAUGCUUUGUCGCUCAUGACGAUGCUGUUACGACGCUGGCUUAUUUAUUACACAUUGGUACCGUCGCUCAUUCGCCUGAUUACGUUCCAGUCGAUUUGCUGGUCGCUCGUGCGCUGGGUCUUGUGGUGCUUCGGACCUUCCCAGCCGGCUGCGGGCUGGAUCGUGAUAUCGACAUUUACGUCCUUUUUCGAAAUUCUGGCUCGCUGGAUCACGAGUAAUAUCACGGAUGUGGACUUGCCGUCGUCGAAUGAUGGCGCGAACUCUGACGUGAACGAGACGGGGGUCUCGGACGCUGAGGGACUGCAUUCGGAUCAGGAAGAUCUGUACCACCUGCUGCACUCGCGGCCCUGGCGCCUGAGCCGCUCUGAGCGGUUCCGACUGUAUCGUGAGGGUGGUGUGUGGGUGAUUCGUGCCUUGACAGGCGCGCCUGAUGAUGGUGUCACGAGUGAAUCGGACACUGAGUUGCCUGACAAGCCGGGAGCGAAUCAGGGGUCUUCGGUGCCAGGCACACAGGGGUCAACUUCUUCGCCGCAUACGCUCUUGUCGCAAGUUGAUAUGGAGCGCUGGCAUCGACGACUUGAUGAGCGGCGACGGCAGCGAAAGCAGCGGCGCCGUUAUCGGCCGCGUAAGCAAAAGACACGCAUGUCAGCCUUUUUCCAAAAUUAUCGCGCGGCUCGGAUCCAUUCCCGCCGUGUCUUUCAUUGGAACGUGGCUGUUUGGCGCAAUGUUGUUCCCAUCGGCAUUUUGGGCUACGUCACUCUGUGGGUAUUUCUCAUUGAGUUUACCAUUACGCGCUUUCAGUCCAACUAG